AUGGCGUCUCUGACCCGCUUACUCGCCUUGUCGGCAUCUGUCGCUACCUCUACGGCCCUUACCAUUGCCGAGAUCAAUGGCGCGAAAUUCAUCUCUCCGUAUAGAGAUCAGACCGUGUCUAAUGUCUCUGGUAUCAUUACCGCAAAGGGUCCCGAUGGUCUCUGGCUGCGCUCUACAACGCCUGACCGCGAUGAGCGCACAUCCGAAUCGAUAUACAUUUUCGGACGCACAUUCGGUAGCAACCUGACUGUCGGAGAUACAGUUGUCGUGGGCGGCAAAGUCACCGAAUUCCGAUCCAACAAGGACUACAUUCCCAUGACACAAUUGUCUACUCCAGUACUGCAGAAGAAACUGAGUUCGGGAGCCAGUGUGCAGCCUUUGGUCAUUGGAAAGGAUACGCUCAGCCCGCCGGAUAAGCAAUACAGCAGCCUGGAUGGUGGUGACGUCUUCGCCGUGCCGAACAAUGUUAGCCAGAUCAGCGUAGCAAAUCCUGAACUCCAACCCAAGAAGUUUGGCCUCGAUUUCUGGGAAAGCUUGAUGGGCGAGUUGGUUACCGUCAAGAAGCCCACUGCUCUGACCAAGCCAAAUCAAUUUGGCGACACAUGGGUUGCAGGCGAUUGGAAGGUUUCUGGUCGCAACAGCCGUGGUGGAUUGACUAUUACGGACAAAGAUGCCAACCCAGAGGCCAUCAUCAUCGGUACGCCUCUGGAUGGAACCAAUAACCCCAAGAACACUAAAUUUGGUGAUUCGGUCGAGGAGAUUACUGGUGUUGUUAGCUAUGCAUUCGGCUUCUACCGUAUUCUACCGAAAACGGCCAUCAAGGUGGUCAGCAGCCAGACGCCUGCUCUUCCAUCUCCAUCCAAACUCAAGUCGAACGGAAAAUGCGACGGCAUUACUUUUGGCGCGUACAACGUGGAGAAUCUCGCGCCAAACUCGACUCACCACCCUGACCUCGCAAAACACAUUGUCAAUUACAUGAACAGCCCCGAUAUCAUCUUUGUCCAGGAGAUCCAGGAUGACAAUGGCCCAACCAAUGACGGUGUUGUGUCCGGAAACCUUACGUUGACGACGCUCAGCGCUGCGAUCGCUGCUGCAGGAGGACCAAGCUAUUCCUUCACUGAGAUAGUGCCGGUAGAUGAUCAGGAUGGUGGUCAGCCAGGAGGUAACAUUCGCACCGCGUACUUGUACAAGGCCAAUAUUCUCCGUCUCUACAAGCCAAAUCCGGGCAGUUCUUUGGACGCGACCGAGGUAGUUGCUGGUCCUACACUCAAAUACAACCCUGGUCGCAUUGAGCCUACGAAUGCUGCGUGGCAAAACAGCCGAAAGCCGUUGGUUGCGCAGUGGGAGGUUAUCGAAAAGGCGAACACGAAGAAGCCGAAUGUAUUCUUCACCGUCAACGUGCACUUUGGAUCAAAAGGAGGAAGCAGCAGCAUUCACGGCGACGCGCGACCCCCAGUAAAUGGCGGCGUUGAUGAUCGCCUUGAGCAAUCACGUCUAACCGCCAACUUUGUCAAGGAUAUCCUUUCGCAAGAUAAGAACGCUCGCAUCGUUACUGCAGGUGACUAUAACGAGUUCGCCUUCGUGCAGCCUCUCAAAGAGUAUGCCAGUAUUUCAGGCCUCAAGGAUCUCGACGCGGUUGUCAGGAUUGACCCAGUCGAACGCUACACCUAUCUGUUUGAUAUGAAUGCUCAGGAGCUGGACCACAUGUUUGUCUCGCCAGCACUAGCCAAGAAGGGUAGAGCUGAAUUCGAACAUCUCCAUGUCAAUACAUGGCCAGAUUUUGAUUCGCAGAUUAGCGACCAUGAUCCUUCGGUAGCAAGGUUGGAUGUGUGCGCUUAG
This is a messenger RNA of Bipolaris zeicola 26-R-13, 1839 nucleotides long. RefSeq lists its product as uncharacterized. Bases 1 to 1839 code for a protein of 612 amino acids. Lineage: Eukaryota; Fungi; Ascomycota; Dothideomycetes; Pleosporales; Pleosporaceae. The record is from RefSeq and is a predicted model, not a curated record. The transcript has 4 exons. Gene Ontology annotation, molecular function: catalytic activity.